CACGAAUACGCUUAGUUAGAAACUAAAGUCUUAACUAACAACUUCAAUAUGCCAACUGUUGGUGUGAAGCGUGAUCUGCUUUUCAAAGCUCUUGGCAAAACGUACACCGAUGAUGAGUUUCAAAAACUGUGCUUCGAAUUUGGUCUCGAGCUUGAUGAGAUCACCACGGAGAAGCAAAUGAUCACGAAGGAACAGGGGCUAGUCGAUGCUGCCAAGGAUGCGUCAGAGGAAAUCAUUUAUCGGAUCGAUAUUCCAGCAAAUCGCUAUGAUUUACUGUGCCUAGAAGGGCUGGUAAUGGGUCUGCAAGUGUUUUUGGGAAAGAUUCCCUUCCCUCGCUUCACUAAAGCUUCUCCAGCGGUUAAAGGAGCACUGGAAAAGCUGAUCGUUACGAAGUCGACUGCGCAAAUUCGACCGUUUGCGGUGGCAGCAGUUUUGCGUGGCAUAUCGUUUACCAAGGAUUCCUACGAUAGUUUCAUUGACUUGCAGGACAAACUGCACCAAAACAUCUGCAGGAAGCGUGCCCUGGUCGCAAUCGGAACACAUGAUCUCGAUACGCUCAAGGGACCGUUCACGUUCGAUGCGAAGCCUCCGAAGGAGAUUCGUUUUGUGCCUCUCAACCAAGAGAAGCCCAUGACGGGCGCAGAGCUCAUGGAGUUCUACUCAACGCAUGCCCAGUUAAAGGCGUACUUGCCAAUAAUCCGUGAUUCCCCCGUGUAUCCAGUGAUCUACGACGCAAACGGGGUAGUGCUGUCACUUCCACCCAUAAUCAACGGCGAUCACUCAAAGAUCAGCUUGAACACGAAGAAUGUCUUCAUCGAGUGCACGGCAACUGAUCUCACGAAGGCACGCAUUGUGCUUGAUACGCUCGUGUGCAUGUUCUCUACGUACUGCGCCACACCCUUUAGCGUUGAGCCGUGUGCAGUAGUUUCUGCUACCGGUGAAACCAAUAUAUAUCCGGAUUUGGCGUUCCGUCGCGAAACGAUAUCUGUAGCGGAGACAAAUACCAUCAUCGGUAUUGAGGAGCCGGCCGAGCGGAUGGCCAAGCUUUUGAACCGCUUGCUACCGACCACGCAAACCGGACCAGAUACGCUCGAGGUGGAAAUUCCUCCCACCCGGCAUGAUAUGCUGCACGCGUGCGACAUCUACGAGGACGUUGCCAUCGCAUUCGGCUACAACCGUAUUCCAAAAACUCUUCCGGCCAAGAUGCACAUUGCGAAGCAGUAUCCUCUCAACAAGCUGACUGAGCAGCUGCGUGAGCAGAUUGCGCAAGCCGGUUUCACAGAGGGUCUUACGUUCACGCUCUGCUCGAGGGACGAUAUUGCGGCGAAGAUGAAUGCGAAGAUUGAGCAACUACCAGCGGUACACAUCGCCAACCCUAAAACACUCGAGUUUCAGGUUGUGCGCACGACGCUGAUCCCGGGACUGCUAAAAACGUUGGCGGCCAAUCGCAAAAUGCCACUGCCACUGAAGCUCUUUGAGGUGUCGGAUGUUGUGUUGGCCGAUGGAAAGGCAGAAGUUGGUGCAAAGAACGAGCGACGUGUUUGCGCGGUGAACUGCAACAAGACGGCCGGGUUCGAGGUAGUUCACGGUUUGCUCGACCGUGUCAUGCAACUGUUGGAGGUACCGUGGGAUCGGGCGACCGGGUACUAUCUGCAAGCGUGCGAUGAUCCGGCGUACUUCCCAGGACGUUCUGCGGCCGUAUUGUACAAAGGAUUGGACAUUGGACGCAUCGGUGUCCUACAUCCAACUGUCCUACAAGCAUUUGAACUUACUACACCUUGCUCUGCGGUAGAGUUUAAUAUGGAGUACUUUGUCUAGUU
This is a messenger RNA of Anopheles cruzii, 1820 nucleotides long. RefSeq names its product phenylalanine--tRNA ligase beta subunit (gene beta-PheRS). Gene Ontology annotation, cellular component: phenylalanine-tRNA ligase complex; cytoplasm. Gene Ontology annotation, molecular function: RNA binding; magnesium ion binding; phenylalanine-tRNA ligase activity. The record is from RefSeq and is a predicted model, not a curated record. Gene Ontology annotation, biological process: phenylalanyl-tRNA aminoacylation. Bases 49 to 1818 code for a protein of 589 amino acids. The transcript has 3 exons. Lineage: Eukaryota; Metazoa; Arthropoda; Insecta; Diptera; Culicidae.